Messenger RNA from Nymphaea colorata (pocket water lily), 1155 nucleotides. RefSeq names its product monooxygenase 2-like. Gene Ontology annotation, molecular function: FAD binding. The record is from RefSeq and is a predicted model, not a curated record. NCBI's taxonomy places the organism in Eukaryota, Viridiplantae, Streptophyta, Magnoliopsida, Nymphaeales, Nymphaeaceae.
AUGCCUACGGUCAAGAAAGGAGAUAAUCCAGAGGUCUCCGAGGAUUUGGUGAUUGUUGGUGCUGGUAUUGGAGGUGUUGCAACAGCCCUAGGCCUUCACAGAAGCUUGGUCUUGGAGUUGGCCGAUAGCCUAAGAGCCAGUGGGUUUGCUCUCACACAGUGGAGCAACGCCUGGAAAGCCAAGGACGCUCUCGGUGUUGGGGAUCUACUUAUACAACACCACACCCAACUUCGCAGCAACGCCGUUGAAGUGCGAUGGGUUAGCCGACGGAUGCUGGUGGAGACUCCAUCGAAGCAGCUGCCGCAUGGGAUCAUCAGGUUUGGAUCCAAGGUGGUAUCCAUAGAACAACAAGAUGAGAAGUUUCAUUUGGCUGAUGGAACCCUUAUUAGAGCUAAGGUGCUGAUAGGUUGUGAUGGUGUGAACUCUGUGGUCGCCAAGUGGCUGGGGCUUCCAGAGCUCGUCUCCACCAUAAGAGGACUCGCACACUACCCUGAAGGCCACGGCUUUGAACCCCGGUUUGCUCAGUUCUUUGGCAAUGACGCUCGAUUUGGGAUCUUGCCUUGUGAUGAGCGAACGAUCUAUUGGUUCUCUACUCUUUCUUUUAACCCUCAAGAUGAUGUUGCAGAUGAUGUGACAAUGAAAGACGACCCGCUGAAGCUGAGAGAAAUUGUUUUAAGUGGAAUAGAGGGGGCACGGGAAGCAGUGAGUGUCGUAGAGCACACCGACCUGAACUCCAUAAUGUGUUCACCUCUAAGGUACAGGUCGCCAUGGACGAUGCUGUGGGGUCAUGAGCUCCGCAAGGGAAAGGUGACUAUGAUUGAGGAUGCCAUGCACCCAAUGACUCCUGACCAAUUGGGAAGAUGCUCUGCUCUGGAGGAUGUUGUGGUGCUUGUAAGGUGCUUGGGAGAAGCCCUCUUGGGGAUCACGGGGAGUGAAGAACAGAGAGACCAAAGAGUGAAAGAUGGACUGGAGAAGUAUGUGAGGAAGAGGAGGGGAAGAAGGUUCAGGCUCAUUUUGACGGCCUACUCGGUGGGGAGGCUGCAGCAGAGUGGUGGUACGACGAUCAACUUCUUGAGGAAUAGGUUGCUCAUUAGGAUGCUUUCUUGGGUCACAGUGCAGACUUCCAUGUUUGACUGCGGGAAGCUUCAAGGAUGA